UUUCUUCUUUUCUGCUCUCACAUUCACUUAUAAAACACACGUUUUCUUAAAACUUCUUGCUUUUAAUAAUUGUUGUCUAAACAAUUUGAAUUUUUUAUUAAAAUCAAGGAACAGCUGUUAAUAGCAUGCCCUUGGUAACGCCCGACAUUUCUCCCUCUUUACACGAGCUAAUUGAUUUCUAUAAGGAUUUGCAAAAACAAUUAGAAGAUUGUCCAGAUUCCGUUGCUCCCGCAGAACGCAAACAAGAAAUAAUGAACUUAUUACAUGAAUUUAAUGAUGUUAAAGAUGCUGCCCAAAUCGUUAUAGGCAAAUUGGCCAAUAUGCAGGGUAAAACUAUAAAAGAAUUGCAUUUGGAGUAUAACUUACCCUUAAAUGAAUAAAAUAUUAAAU
Messenger RNA from Lucilia sericata (common green bottle fly), 390 nucleotides. Its product is annotated as DNA repair protein SWI5 homolog. Lineage: Eukaryota; Metazoa; Arthropoda; Insecta; Diptera; Calliphoridae. Gene Ontology annotation, biological process: double-strand break repair via homologous recombination. Gene Ontology annotation, cellular component: Swi5-Swi2 complex; Swi5-Sfr1 complex. The coding region runs from base 126 to 380 and encodes 84 amino acids. The transcript has 2 exons. The record is from RefSeq and is a predicted model, not a curated record.